Messenger RNA from Xyrichtys novacula (pearly razorfish), 17708 nucleotides. NCBI's taxonomy places the organism in Eukaryota, Metazoa, Chordata, Actinopteri, Labriformes, Labridae. The record is from the annotation of a GenBank genome assembly.
CUCUGAGCAGCAUGGCAGACUCUCUGCACAGCCUGUGUCAUCUCCCUCCCAAGACCACCUCACAAACAAUCAAGGACCGAGGCAAGUGGGCAAGCAAAAAAGAGUUCAUCCUAUCCGUGGCUGGUGCUAUAAUUGGACUCGGAAAUGUGUGGAGAUUUCCAUAUCUUUGCUACAAGAAUGGUGGUGGUAAGUGGAACUGUUUAUAACUGUUUAUUUUUAGUGUCAUUUUAGUAUCUCCUUAAAACCUUUUUAAAAAAGUGAAGUUUAAUGUGAUCGAACUGCUUACCAAACUUUUUCAAACUUUUCCAGUUGAUGUUGAGUGAAAUUAGGAAAUUGGUGGUGCUUGGAUUUUUUAAAAUUGGUAUCAUUUCAUUACAAAAGCCUCUGAUUUUUUCUUUCUUUGUUGUUAACUAUUGAAAUAGUUGCUGUUUAGUAUCAAAAGACUGGUGACAGAAAAUCGAAAGACAGAAUUGUGAGAAAUUUUAGAUUUAUACUUAUAUGCGUGAUGAAUGGAAGGAUUUCUUAGAAUUUGAUCACACUAGCUUGGUUUUUUAAAUGUCUGUGUGCUGUUAAAACCCAUUAAUUUUCCCUGUGUCUCCCCUUUGCUUCACAUCUGAUGACUAAGGAUCUGACAGGCUACAAAAGGCUAUGACAAUAACUUAAUACCCAUGUUUAUGCAAGAAGGAGCGUCACAUUGUUUAGUGAAUUCCUCACACAUACAAAUCCCCAUUGUCUCGAGAGAGGUCACAUUGCUAAAAUUUCUGCUGUUUUACAAACUCAAUAGAUUUUACUAAAGUGAUGUUGAUAGCGUAGUUUGAAUAAGUAUGGAUUAAAUCACAAAUGUAAUUUUAUGAUUAUAGUGGAAUCUUUCCCAGGCUGGGGAAGAUUCUGGUCAUUUCACAUGUAAUACGAUCAAUCGGAAGUUAUUUUGAAGAAAUUCUACGCUGGUUCUGUUUGUUUCUUACAUCAAGAGUAAAGAGCAUAGACAAGUUUCACUUGAGUAAUUACACAAACUUUCUAUUUCUACUCCACCACAGCACAUGCAAAUAUUGUACUUUUCAUGGUUUUAAAGAGAGUAAUCAAAUGUUUCUUACUGGUUUAAAAUAAUGUCUCUUUCAUAAAGCAAUGUACUGUUUCUAUGUUACUCACAUUACUCGAAAAUGAAAUCCCAAAAAACAGAUUUUCAAAGCUUCUGUAACCAAACCACAGAGAUGACGAGCCUCGCCCAUACAAUGAUACGCCUUACUGUAUGGGCACAUUGCAAAUUAAACUCCUUAACUGUAAAUAGGAUAAACAAAAGAAGCAAAAGUUUAACAUGUAGCAAAACAAAAGUUGAUCUGCAGCCACAUCCUCCCUUUUGCAUCAAAAAACUACAAGUUUUGGCCUCGCUUUUAGGAAACUGUUGUUUUGUCCAUCAUUUUACACAGUCUAUGAACUCUUAUAAAAACAUUAUUUGUCGAAUUCAGCAACCAUAAAAUAAAAAAUAAAAAAAAACCCUCAACAGUAGAACAAACCACACAACGGAGCCAAAUAGCAAACCUGACAUGUUGGUACAUGGCACAAACAUCUUUGCCAAAUUAUCUCCCUCUUUCAUAAGCUCCUUCCACAUUUUUAAGUCAUAAAUUGACAACUCACUAACAAAAAUUUGGGGGUGGAGCUUUAAAGGUACAGUGUGCAGUGUUUGGAAACAUUUUGCUGCCAGACUUGGCAGAAACUUAAUUUGCCAAAGUAUUUUUAAAUUAGUAAUUCCUCUGAAUGAAUGCAAAAUUCAAUUUGUUUUUGGCAACUUAGAUUGCACCAUCUUGCACUGCCAUUUUCUAUUAUAGCAUAGAAUGCCACGUGUUUAUUUUUUCAUUUAUUUAUUUAUUUUUUGUAUCUAGCAGGUGGUCUUAAAAUGUACUAGUUGGGAAGUGAAGAAGAAAUGUAAGAGAAGUUGUUGUUUCCAGUAGAAAAAAUUGGAUCCACAGACAUUUCUGAUGUUAUGAAACUAGGGAGCCACACUUACCAAGCAGGAACUUUUUUGUCCUGGAGGGAAACUGUAUGUGUAAACUACAAACAUUUCAAUCUUCAAAUAUAACCAGAAGUUUUCACAAGAUAUUCCCAUUUUUACUCACUGUACCUUUAAAGGGGUUAUACCAGAAAGAUUGUAUUUGUUUUGCUUGGAAACCCUAAUUCAGAUUCACACAGCACAUAUAAUGUAGCUCCUCUGAAUAUUUUCAUAAAUGACUCAUCUUGAUUGAAACCAACUCUGUUAAAACUGGCCAUUCACCAACCGGUAUGUUUGUGAUAAAUUAAGCUCAACUGCGACUUUUUGUAACUUUUGUAUAAAUUUAUUUUCAAAGAUUUCUUAAGAUGCACAACUCUGGACAAAUAACAUUAAUAACUUUAUUUUUCCGUUUUUGUUUUUUUUUUUUUUUUGUGUCUCUUAUAUUGUUUUGUUUUUUGAUUUUUGACAUAAAAGUUAAAAUUGCAGUUGCAUUUUGUUUUAUUCAGCUUAUGUAAGAUCCGCUCCAAUACAAACAUACAGUUAGUUGAAUGUUGAUCAUCAGAACACCCUUUCACCACUUCUGUCACUCACUUUAACAUGCGCAUUUUUAAAGUAUAUCCAAAGUUGUACAGUAUGUCUGAGAGUGAUCUCUAAAUAUACGGCCUGUCCUCAGUAAAGGUCAUGUACUAUAUUUAUGUUUUCACAAUCACAUGUGGCUUUAGGAUCUGGUUUCAGUAAAAAUUUAUUUAUGGAUUUCAAGUAUUGCAAUAAAUGCAUUCUCAUACUUACUUAAAGUCCCAAGGGUCAGAUCAUGUCAAUUCAACACCUGCUUUAAAAUAAUGCCAGAUACAGUUGCUCUGUUGAUGCGGCGCACACGCCACAGAUUAAAACACCAAUCCAUAUCCAAAGUGAAGACAAACAGAUAUAAACUAUUGGAAUCUCUGUGAGUGCAAGUUAAACAUAUUGUAGCUUAUAAAUGCAAGAGCUUUAAGAAUUUCAACAUAUGACAUUUUAAGGUUGUAGGAGUACAAAUGUUAAGGCCAAGUUUUAUGCAUCAUUCAGUGGCCGUCUUCUGUAAAGCAGACAUAGAGACCGAUAUUUGCACCAGGGCCGAGUUAUAUCACAUCAAGGACUCAAAAGGCCAUUUUAUGCUGGAGGAAGAAUCCACUAUCAUAUUUAUGUUGACCCAAGAUAUAUUUCUGUGGACCCAAACUAUAUAAGAUAAAGAAGUGUAGAUUUUCUAGACCAUAAUGAUUAGUGUUACAGUUUUAUAGGGGUAUUGAUGGACUAGUCAGGCUUCAUUUGAUAGUACAAAUCUAUAAUGGGAGCUAAAUACUCUUCAACUGCAUUAAUAAUUAUCAACCACCCAAACCAAACUAGCCCAGACCCUGAAACUACAAAUCAGUGUGUAGGCUAAGCCACUGUGUUGAUCCUGCUCCAAGUAGCAUAAGUAAUCUCCUCUGCUCAGUUACUGCCAACAGUAAUUAAAACCUAUGCUUAAUUGAUAGACACCUCUCCAAACAGUGUUAGUUUAUGUCGCCUGACAAUGGUUGCCCCCCCUUGACUAAUUACUGUGCCAAAAUGUACAUGCUUCAUCAGAGCAACUACUUCACAACCUUAGUUGUUAACCUUAGCUCACCUGAGUGUCUGCCUGAGUUUGCGGCAUAAAGCAAUCACUACAAAAUGAGUAAGUAUUCGAAGAACUAUGAGGCCGGAGCGAUACAAGGAAAUUAGAUGGGCAUUAGUGUUGAUUGAUAUGAUAUCAGUACAUCAAAUUUAGCUUAAUGAUGUGUGAGAUCCAUUGUCUGAGAUAGUUAAGACAGUCUGAUCCAUCUUUUGUCUGUUCUGUGACAUUUUGUUUUAAAAGUCCCACAACACCCGAAAAAGCACCACCUCCAUCUUUACUUACACAUCAUUUUCCAAGCAAUUUCACUUCAUGUACCCUAGAAUGAGGGAAUUUUUCCAUAGUGACAGAAAUAAUAUUAUGGUUUUUAUGAAUUUAUUUUCUGAUCUCAGUCUCUCUAUUUGCUGAUAUUCUGGGAUAUUUUAUGGUUUGGUCAGGACAGGUAUGAAUAAGCCUUUGGGCCUCAGUCUGCUCCUUUUUGGGUAAUGGUUGUGUGGAGGAUAUUGUGUAAAAUCAUAAAGAACAUACACAUUAUUCUGUUUUUGGUAGUUUUAGAUUCACACAAAUUGUAAUGCUUUGUCGACAUAACAUAAUGUAAAAAAAAAUAAUUUUAAUCAUUCAUUCAUUCAUUUUUUAAUUUACACUUUUCUUAAUCUUAAUUAAUUAGGAAAUGGCCAGUUUGAGUGGAAUAAAAGGAGUAAAUAAUGUCAAUUCUCAGCUUUUGGAGAACGUCUGAGAAGCACAUGAACCUAUUGCUGGAAAAACAUUCUCAUGAAUAAAAAACAAAGAGGGAAACUUUUGGAGAGCCUUUUUCAGUUUCAUAAGUGAUUUCUAUGAGAGUGGCCAAAACCAGCAAAACCUUUGGACAAAUUUGAGUCAGAGACAGUCAAAGGAUUCAGAAGGGAACUUAGUGAAAAAACACAGGGUAUUCAGAAGGGAUUUGCAAAUUAGUUUAAUUAUCUUGAUGAAUCGGAGCUUAGAUGGGCAACCUAUGAAAAGACUUCUGAAAGAUUAACUUGACAAAAAUCCCCACACCCACAACACUCGAAAAGGUUAAAACAUCAGCUUGUUUAAAUGGUUUUCCCAUCAUAUCCUGAAACAUUUUGGACAAACUGGCUCCCAUCCCGACUGCUGUACUUGAAGGAAUGUUCUCACAAGGGGAACUGCCAGAAACACUUUAUGAUGCUCUUAUCUCCCAAGGUGUUAUAAAAGACAAAGACUGGUGAUUGAAGGUCAGUUUGAUUUAUGUGGGCUGCAGAAUUAUGAGUAACAUUCUCAUAAUGAGGCAAAAAAAAAAGUGUUUUACCACACUUAAGGGCACAUUUUGAAAUUAAGGAUUGGGAUCUUGCCAAGUUUGACACAAUUCUCCGUUUUAAAAUCUCCCUUUCACUUUCCUCUAAGAUCCUGCUUAUGUCUCAUAAUCCUCCUUCAUCUCUGCAUGACCUGCAAUGUUCAAUCUGCCCGCUAGAUGUCCGCUGACUUUCCCUCCUUUACAUCACUUGACCCCACCCAGUCACACACCUGUUACCACUCCUCUUCAGCCCCGUCUCAUGUGCUUCCACCUCUGUCAUCACUCUGCCUCCGCUCAGCAUACCAGUGCACUUAGUUAGAUCACGGCCAGAUAUAUAACUGUUUUUGAACUCUCAGAGGCAUCAUUGCAAACAAGUACUUUAGUGUACGGCUGUAGAGGAUCGUCUCACCUUGCAUUUCUUCUUCGGCAUUUGAAAAUAAUUAUUUAGCUGAUAAAUGUUGCGUGAAUACUAUCCAGGGACCAGAAGGUGAGAGUUACACCUUAUAUUGUGUAACAUUUUAUACAAAGUUAAAAUAAAGUUUUUGCUCAUUCACUGUGACCUUGUGUUGACACUCUCUAGCAUGCAACGUUGCAUCACGUCUAACCAAUGGAGUGAAAGCAGUUUGGGAUAUUGGAGUGUGCGUGAUUCUAGUGUUGAUUGGCAUUUCUAUAUUGAUACAUCAUUUAAUGAGACACUCAACUGAAUGAGACAUGAUUAAGUGCCAGCACUGCGGUGUUUCAAUUCCGCUGAAACCUGUUUUUGAAGACAGUUAAGCAACUAUUUGACCCAUGACCCAGUUAAUGAAUAUAAAAUGGCCCAGUGUAAAUUUAGCUGUGUAAUGUAUUAAUAUUAACAUGCUGUUCCUAAAAACCGGUCUCUGGUGGAAAACACUUCCUCCAACCCUUGGCAUAAUGACCAUCCAAGUCAGGCUUCUUCAAAAUGGGUCAACUACAAACAGUAGAGAAAAACAGUCGCUCAAAUCAAAGUGCAAAAAUUAGAUCAUAGGCUGAUUCAGCUUCUGCCAAGAUCCUUAAGACAAUUCAGAAUGUGGCUCAGUGCCGUUUGCGGCCUUCAAGUGCCAUACACACUUCUGAAUGGUCCUUGGUGCCUAAACAGUCUUUAGAGCAACAUGGCAGCAUUGGAUGCAACGUUACAUGAUGUCCCAAAGGGGCUGGAUUGGAUUCAGGUCUGGGGAAUGGACUGGCCAGUCAACAGCAUCAAUGCCUUUAUCCUCCAGGAACUGCUGCUGACACAAUCCCGCCACACGAGGCCGGGCAAUGUCAUGCACCAGAAGGAACCCAGGGCACCAGUAUAUGUUUUGACAAUGGGUCCAAGGAUCUCAUCACAGUACAAAACAGCAGUAAAGGUACUUCUGGCUAGCACAUUAUGGUCUGUGUGGCCCUCCAAAGAAACGCCUUCCCUGACCAUUGCUGAACCACCGUCAAACUGGUCAUGCUAGAGCAGCAAAAUGUUUUUUCACGGCAUCUCCAGACUCUCUCAAUCUGAACCUGCUCCUCUCUUCUGGGAAGAGAACACGGUGCCAAUUCUGGUGUUCCUUAGCAAAUGCUUAACAGGCUGCGCGGUGCCAAGCUGUGAGAACAGAGUCCACUUGUGAACAUCAGGCCCUCAUGCUACCCUCAUGGGGUUUCCAACAGUUUGGUCAGAAACCUGCACACAAGUGGACUGCUAAAGGUCGUUUUGUUGGGGGUUGGCAGUGCCCCUUCUGUUUCUCCUUGCUUAAAGAAGCAGAUGGCUGUCCUGCUGCUGGGUUGUCCCCCUCCCCUGGUGUACUCCUUCACACUCUUGACAGUGUGGUGGGUAACAACAAACCCUUUGGCCGUGGCAUGUGUGGAUGUGGCCCUCUGGAGGAGCUGCACUACCUGGGCAACUUCUGCUGACACCACCUAAUGCUAAUACUUGGUCAUGAAAACAGUGGUCCAGUCCCUGGUUUUGACAUACCUGGAGUACUGCUCAGUCCUUUGGUCCAGUGCUGGACAGGGGCACUUGAAAAAACUGCAGCUUGCCCAGAAUAGAGCUGCCAGGGUAGCCCUUGGUUGUUCUUAUAGAACGAAUGUGAAUGAGAUGCACACCGUCUCAGGGUGGUUAAAGGUACAGAACAGGCUGAAUAUGAAUAUUCUUUGCCAUAUACAAACUGUCAUAUUCAAAGUGUAUCCAACUUCCUUUGUGGACAAAUUGGUGUACAGUGGCUAUCAACAUGUCACUUGGCAGGUUAGCUCUGGUCAUUUAUUUGUUCCAUUCUCCAAGUCUAAUUGUUUGAAGAGGAGAACAGUGUUAUUUAGAUCUUUGGAAAUGUGGAAUCAAUUGCCUGGGAGCACACAGCAAAUAAGCAGUAGGUAUUAUUUUAAAAGGACUUUAAAACAAAACAAAACAAAACUGGAGACCAGCAACCAUUUUGUGGAAGCCAAAAGGGUUCCAAACAAACAAAUAAACUCGUAGCAAUGGCGCUUGAAAAUGCAAAACUUGCUUAGAAGCAGCUAGAGAGGAUAGGCGAGGUCUUAAUUUUUUUAGAAGUGUACAUUUCACCAUUGCCAGAUAAUCUUCCUUCUUUGAUACGACUGUAAGCAGUUGUUAGGAUGAGUUUCUUUAGCCAGUCUUGUCAGCCUUGAGAGCGGUGGAGCUGUCAUUCAAAUACCUCAGAUACUUCAGUGUUAGAUUGCUGGAGCCGGGGGCCUCCAACAACCAUCUUCAAUUGUACCCAUAUUUUACAUCACACAGGUCCCCAAAAUAUGUUCUGUCAUGGUAUUUCCUUCUAUGGACCCGCCAUAUGUUCACCUAAAGCUCCUUAAAAUAUGUUGUCCUUUGUUGUUACCGUACAUGGAUUUUUCUUAGGGUCAACUAAAUGUCAGCAGUAUGUUUAGAAAUGUGGACAACUAUAUAUACUUGAACGGCCUCAGACGAAACUAUGGUUACGCUUCUGUUAUGCUUCUGUUACGCUUUGCUAGACUUUGUUACACUUGCUGUAACCAGGAUCUGUAACCAGUAAAGCUUGUCGAAAUGAUCAUUCAUGUGGACCUUCCAGUUUUUAUAGUGUGAACAUGGGCUAGGCAUCCUUACAGCAGUGAACCCAGAAAGUCACCAAGUUGCCAUCAAAACAGGAAAUAAAAUGUGCGGUUUACUUUGCAUGUUUAAAGUGCUUUACUCACACUUGCAGGUGCAUUCCUCAUUCCUUAUACCCUCUUCCUCAUCACCUGCGGCAUUCCUCUGUUCAUACUGGAGACAGCACUGGGCCAGUACACCAGUCAGGGAGGAAUCAUGUGCUGGAGGAAGAUCUGCCCCUUGUUUGAAGGUGAGUAAUACCUGCUAGGAUGUACAGGUCAGAAUUUAGCAAAUUAAGGAAGAAUUGCAGAGUAUUAGAAUUCGGAUAUUUUCCUCUGUUUCCAGGCUUGGGAUAUGCAAGUCAACUCAUUAUUUUUUACGGCUCAAUCAGCUACAUGGUGAUUUUAGCCUGGGCAUUUUUCUACUUCUUUUCAUCCUUCGCCAGCAGCCUGCCAUGGGCCAGCUGUAACAACACAUGGAAUACAAGUAAAUUAACUCUCAUCUCAUUUAUUUAUAUAUUUAUUUAUUUAAUUUUUUGUUAUGUAGAUAUAAUGAAAAUGAGAGUUUUAUCAAUGGUUCAAGUCCAUUUUGAUUUUAAACUAACGAGGUAAAGGCCGCUAUUGUAUUGGGUUUUGUAAUACUAGUUUGUCUGGUAGUAGUUAUUUGUCUUGACUCUAGUACUAUUGAUAAUUGAACAAGUAGUAUUGAUUUAAUAAUGCAUUAAUUGAGUAGGCACUGUCAGUUUUAACUGUGUUUGUCAAAACUCUGCUACAUCACAGAUUCUUGUGUGGUACUGAACACCUUUAAUGCCUCUGCCAACGGGACCUUCCCUGUGAAUGCAUCAUCAUCCAUAAUGGAGUUUUGGCAGUAAGUUUUUUUUAUCAUAGACUGUAUAUAGAAUGGACGCCGUCUGCCUCCUCGCUGGGUGAAGCAACCCCGAGAACAGCACCCUCUGGUGACGGGCUGCAGUAUAGGUCAUAAAUCCCGCCUCUUCCAGCAAUCCCUAUGGAGCUGUGGACAAACUUUAAACAUUUAUCAUACAGAAUAUAAAUUUUUCUCCCCACUGCUUGUGAUGUUGACAUGUAGUUACUGUAAGACUGGUUUGUGCUUAAGUCCUCUUUUAUCUGUAGAGCUCAAUUUUUAGUUAUUCAGGGGUUCAUGUUUUCUAUGAUUGACACCUGAUACAGCCUAUGGGUGUACAAGGAUUGCAUAGAUCACCCAGGGGGAUACACUGUUUGAGCUGAGCGUCAACACAGCGACUCUUGGCGACUCUCCCGCCGAAUGCGUACAAUGCUACUGCAGAAGUGGAGAAGUGCGUACAACGCUACUGCGCAAUGUUGGUUUCAGGAAAUGAAGAAAAAUCGUGGAAAUACAGAGAGCUUUUCGGCUUCAAAUCUGUAAACUGGUGGAAGGCGGAACUAAGUUGUCCAUAGUAUAUACAGUCUAUGGUUUUUAUCUACUAAAUUGAACAUUAAUUUGUAAAUUGUCAAAUAAAUUUGUCAAUAGCAGGGACAAGAGGAGCAAGAAUUGUGUUUGAAAAUUUUCAGUUUUGUUUAAUUGGGUGCAAAUCCUAAGAUACGUAGCUGGCACACUCAGAAGCUGGAAAACGCCAGAUCUGUUAUGACAGAAAUAGUCAGCAAAUCUGAAGUUACAUAUGAAUUUCCCGCUGACACACAUAAUCUCAAUUAUUGCCUGGCACAGGUUGGGCGUGUUUGAACUUUUCUCAAGUUACUGACAUAACUGUUAAUGUUGUUGUGCAUGUACAGGCAGGAUGACUUCCAAGUUUACAGGUUUUAUAAUUACGUUUUAUGGCCUUGGGUAACCCCUGACGUAACUGCGACUAAUGGCCUAAUCAGCCAGGAUAACAAAAAUGCCUGGGUGUGAUCAAUUAUGAAAACUUUCAAACAACUUUUAUGAAAUAAUCCAUUUCAUCCUUUGGUGUGUUCAAGGUCAUCUCAUGUCUACAACAGCGGAGGAAGCACAAAUCAGGCUUAUCCUCCAUCUAAAUAGUGAACACAUAUUUAAAACAGCCUCUGUUUUCCUCAUACCAUGUUGUUUUCAUUUUAUGUGAGCAUGUUACAAAUUGAAUUUUUCAACGAUUCAUUCAACCUCAAUCAGUCAGUUGUUCAAUUAAUUAUAAUUUGAAACUGUGUUUAUGUUAAAGUCAAACGAGCACCAGAAUCAGCCUGCUGUAUGAUUGAUCAACCAUACACUUGGAAUACAAAUAUGUACAUGUGGAUUGGAUUAAAAUUGUUUAGAUGUAACAUGCAUCACAAUAGAUAUUUCAAAUAAUUGUUAAAAUCAUAAAAUUUACAGAUAAGUUGCUCUGGUAUAUAUUUUUACUUUGGAGAGAAAAAAAAAUAUUAAGCUGUAAUUAUGUAUAUUGCUUAAGAAUGUGUGACAGAGUUCAAACAUCAUAAAUCAGAGAAAUUGUUUGUCUUUUCUUGGGUGGGACACUUUCACAGCCACAAACCUCUAAUGUAGCUAACGUAUGAUUCCACUGCUCACCAUAACACUUGUCCUGAUCAGCCAGAAUAAUUGAAUAACCUGUGUGCUGAAGCUGAAGAUGGCUUUAUUAUAAGAGCAUGUAAAAUCAUGAAGAGAUUGCUCAUCUUGGCUCUUAUUAAACCUAUCAUGAUAGACUAAUUGACUUGUCAGUCACUGAUGUAACUGAUAACUCAAAUUAUGUCGGCUUUUGCUAGGGCGGGGCUCUGGCAUGUCUUUGAGCACUGAUUUUUCUCAAACAUAAUCAAGUGGAUUUAAAAAUUUGUAUGUUUAUUGUGCUCAGUUUGCUCACUUAACAAUAAGAAAACAGGAAGCCUGAUACACAGGCAGCAAGGCCAGAAAAUCAAAACAUAGAAAUGGAAGGUAUUUUGCCUCAUAAACUUGUAGGAUGGCUCUGUUGCCCAAGAACAAUUCAGCAAAUGACAGCAGGAGCUGGGACCAAACUGCCAACCUUUUUGUUAUUAGGAGAUGACCAACUCAACCACUGAGUCGCUGCCUCAUGCUUUUAUUUUUAACUGGGGGUGUUAGAUGUGGUCGAGUCUUAUACUGUUGUACACUCUGUAGCUUCAUUUUUGGCAAACUAAAAUGCAUAUUCCUCAAUAAUUACCCGACGUUAUCUUGUUUCUUUCAGACGAAGGGUGUUGAGUAUCUCAUCCGGCAUUGACGUCUUUGGGCACAUACAGUGGGACCUUUCUUUGUGCCUCCUUGUGGCCUGGAUCAUCUGCUACUUCUGUGUAUGGAAAGGAGUGAGAUCCACAGGAAAGGUGUGACUGCAGAACAGAUUUUUACUCAAACUUGCAAAGUUUCACUUUGAUUUCUCAGCAAUAGUCCACACUUUUUAAUGUACAAGAGGUCACACACAGGGAUACAUAACAGUCUGCAUUGUUGACAUCUUUAUUUCAAUCAUCCAAACAACCAGGAGAGGUAUUAGGAAAUCUUUUAUGAUGCCAGUUUCGAAGACUCACGUGUCCUCUACGACAAUUACAUGUCAACUGACAACAGAGGCAGGUGUUCAAACUUGUAAUGGCAUUAUUAACUCGUAAUUUUUUCAAGCACGUGUUGGUUCAGUCAACAGUAUGUUGCACCAUUUGCUGAGAUAACAGACAAUACAGUCUUUUAAAAUAUGCAAACCUGUGUUUUUUUCCCCCUCUUGACGACCUUAUUUGCAAUCAAAUGCUGUGUUAGGUAAACACAUUCAAUAGUAAGAGCAUGUUAUAGCUGUUAGUAACUUGAAACCGUUUCACAACCCGGUCUGUAACUGUCUGUCUGGCUCCUCCUGUGCCCAGUGAGCAGGGCAAGACGUCAGUGGUUAUAAAAAAAUAAUACCAAGGCCAAAAUAAGCAUGCAUAUGCAGGUUCUUUUGACUUGAAGGGUGCUUUUACCUGCCAAGACACCUGUCUUCACUUGUGUACGCAUGCUCUGCCUAAUUGCACCAAAAUGCUUCUUUGUCUUACAUGACUUAAGAAGGAUAAUGGUGUCCUGACAAUGUUUCAAUUCAAUCAAGUAGUUAUCAAACACAUACAUAAAGCUAUUUGAAGCAGACUGAUUAUGAAACAACAAAGAACGCUGUAGAUGCUAGCUGUACUACUCUCCUCUAUUAUCUGUAAAAUAGAUCUGUGUUUCUUAAAAAAAACGAAUCUUGCACCUGUGGUUGCUGUUGACCUGCUGCCACUUGUAAUCCACUCUCAUACGCCUAUCACUUUCAAGCCUAAGGUGUAUAUGUUAAAUCAUUGUGACGGAUUUUUCUCAGGUCAAAACUGGCCAGAAGCCAAAUCUGUCAUUUGUGUGCAGCCCUAAGGUUAAGCCAGAAUGGUGUGAAGUCUGUGUUUGAGGUUGUGUGAUUUUGUAGCGCUCACUGUAAGACUGUUACAUGACAGAGACGUUUGUAAUAGAUCUGCUCAUCUAUCACCCAUGGUUCCAGUAAUCACUCCCUUCUGCUGUUUUUUUUCCCCUUAUAUGCCUCAAGCUCAACUUGUACAAGUAGAUCUCCUUAUUUGACUGGUUCUUCGACAGGUUCACAGGCACUGUACAUCCAGAGAAACCUGAUAUGGUUCAACUUACUGCUCUGAAAGAAGCAAUAGAGUCCUGGGUCACAUAAGAGAUGAAAUGUUUUACAACUUGCGCAGCUGCAUCAAGGGGUAGUGGAAAAGUCACUGUCCUGGCAACACCGCUGGGUUGUGUAAUGGCAAGUUGUGUAAUGUGGUGAUGCAGUGUUACAAAACGACAAUAUUAUAGGAAAAAUUGAAUCUUCACUAACACAUAUAAGCUUUAUUUAGCAAGUAUGUGUGCUAAAACAAUUGACUCUGAAUUGAAUUUGACUCCGGUAACUUUCAAAAUAUGUACAAGCUUUUUCUUAUCCUAUUCCAAACUUCAAAACGUGCAGUUUGAUCAGGAUCAGUGUGCUAUUACUUUUCUCUAUUGUAUAGGAAUUUUGGCUAAUGUUAGUUGUGAAAAACUGCAGAAUGAUUUUGCAUUAAAGUCAAUGGGACAAGUGAAGAGAGCAACUAUUUGAAUUUUUAAAUGUUUACCGCUUUUUGAGAAAUUUUGAGAUUAUAAUGGGUGUGUAUUGCGUGGAAUCUAAUGCUGUGUUCAAGUUACCUCGGAAGUCAGAUGUCGGAGCUGAAAAUGACAUCACACCUGAGUUACCAGCAUUGAAAAAAAAAAAUCGGAUGCGGAAACAAGAUGGCUACAUCUGCGAAAGUUAUUUUAGCGCUUGCCUUGUCCGAAUAUAAGGCAAGCGCUAAAAUAACUUUCGUAGAUGUAGCUAUCUUGUUUCCAUGUCUGAUUUUGCUUUUUCCGACUUGGUAACUAAAACGCUGGUAACUCGGGUGUGACGUCAUUUUCAGCUCCAACAUCUGACUUCUGAGGUAACUCGAACGCAGCAUUAGUGCCAGAGUGGGGGAUAUCAUCGGCUAGAGUGAGAGAAGUUGCGUUGGUUUAGGAUUUUCUUUAUUGUAGAUUAGUUUUAUAUCACAAAAAACUAUGGAAAAAAUUUGCAUUGAAGUCAACAGGUCAAGCCAAAAAAAUAGAGCAAUUAUUGGAAUUUUAAAAAAGCCUACUACCUUGGCUCCAUUUUUUGUCUGUUGUAUAAAUAAAUACUCGAAGACAGAAAGUUUAAUGUCAGUGUGCUCCUUGUAGCUAAUAUAACAAUGCUACUGGUAUUAUUUAUUUGAAAUCUCUGAAGAAUCUCAUCGUAAUGGACACACCCCAGCAGUAGCCCCUGUGGCCCUCUCAAAAUUUCCCACAAGGAAUUUUUUAGUUGAUAUCUAACUAUUUGUGGCUGUUCAUGCUGUCAGUGGAAAGCACCUAUCUGUCAAGGCAGAAAGUGCUAUGGAUAUAGAGAACUAUUGUACUGUAUCAAUAACAUGCAUCAUAGCAAACUCAUGUUAAAUUGAGGUAUUUUCUGUUGAAAUUCAGGCUACCUACUUCACCGCCACAUUUCCUCUGGUAAUGCUCGUAGUGCUGUUUUUCCGAGGAAUGACCCUUCCUGGAGCCCUCCUUGGCAUCAAGUACUACCUGUACCCCAAUCCUGCGAGGCUUGCUGACCCCCAGGUAACACCUUAAUUGCAAUAACUGUUUCACUAUUUGAUAGCAAAAGGAAAGUUUUGGUGAAAUGAUAUAUCUUUGGCUAACAGGUUUGGAUGGAUGCUGGAACACAAAUAUUUUAUUCCUAUGCCAUAUGUUUGGGAUGUCUCACAACACUUGGGAGCUACAACAAGUACAACAACAACUGUUACAGGUGACCGCCCGAUGACAGUUGUGGGGGGAAAGAUUUUAAAUGGGAGUGGGGCUAGGUGAUUAAAAGCAGGUGGUAAUGAUUACUUAUGCAAAAAAAUUAACAAUGAAAAUUAAGAGAAAGUUAUUCUAAAAAAGCAUAUAGAGUUAUCAAAUAGAUUUAAUUAUUCUGAAUUGGUUGAAAAGCAUUUUACUAAGUAAUGGCAUUUAUCAGCACAUGUACUUGCAGCUAUUGAGACGGUACACAAUAAACACAGACAUUAAGACGGUCCUGACCAUAAACAGAUACUAUUUGUGAGUCUAAAAUAUCCUGUGAACCAAAAGGAUAUUUGUAUUUGUAGCUUUAUUUUUGGUAUGGCUAACAUUAAGAUGAGAAAUAUUGCAUCAUUAGCUGAAUUCAGCUCACAACACUCACAGUUGUACAGCAUGUUUUCACCACUGACAUCCGGGGUUUUCAUUGCCUUCUUGUUCGCUGUGUCGUUCCCAUCCAUAAGUACAUUUUGCUGGACUCGGUCACCAAAAUUACUUUAGUGCCAAAGCGUUUAAUGUUAAGACGAUUAGUUUCGACAAACUCUAAAGCUUUAUAUUCCUGAUUGUGAUAGCUGCUGAAAUAAAACAUAUGUGUGUUUAUGUCAUGUGUUUGGACCAUAGACUGUAUAUAGAACGGACAGCGUCUGCCUUCUUGCUGGGCGAAGCCACCCCGAGAACAGCACCCUCUGGUGACGGACUGCAGUAUAGGUCAUAAAUCCCGCCUCCACCAGCGAAGCUUAUGGGACUUUGGACAAACUUUAGAAAUUUAUCCGCGCAACCCCAUUUUUAAAAUUUAUUAGGGGGUUCAUGUUUUCUUUGAUUGACACCUGAUACAGCCUAUUUGCAUUCAGGGAUUGUGUAGUUCACCCAGGGGAUACGCUGUUUGAGCCGAGCGUCAUCACAGUGACUCUCCCGCUGAAUGCGCACAUCGCUACUGUGCAGCGCUGGUUUCAGGAAAUGAAGAAAAAUCACGGAAAUAUCGAGAGCUAUUUGGCUUCAAAUCCGUUUACAGGCGGGAGGUGGAGCCAAGUUGUCCAUAGUAUAUACAGUCUAUGGUUUGGACCAGUUUGAAACAACCAAUCAAAGCAGAGAUUGAGCAGCACCAACAGUCAUCACCACAAACUUGAUCAAAUUUUUCUGCUUCUUUGAUAAUAUGACAAAUUAUGAAGUUUAAAUAAUUCUCAUUGUAUUUAUAUUAAGCCAUCACCAAAAUGUUGCUACUGUAUGUGUAAUUCUUGUAAGUAAAACACCAUAAAUGUCAUAAAGUCAACUUCACUUAUUUUCCAUUCACCCAUUUACCUUUGUUUUCUGAUCUGAUUCCAUUGUUAAAACCUAAAAAUAUCUGUAUUUUUGUUUUUCAAUUUAAUUUACUUAGAGAAUCGUGGUAAUAUAGCAGUACCUGGAUACCAAUAAACGAGUGAUGACUAUUUUUUUUCUGGAUUUGCAGAGACUCCUUCUUUCUUUGCCUGCUGAACAGUGGAACAAGCUUCAUGUCUGGCUUUGCAAUUUUUUCUGUCCUGGGCUACAUGUCACAAACCCAAGGUGUUGAAAUUUCCACAGUAGCAGAGUCAGGUAUGCAAGUUAAAAAUACUUGGCAGCCAGAAUAUAUAGUUGUGUCCCACAUUUUUCCCUUGAAAAUAUGUAUAAAUGUGAAUUUUAAUUAGCAUUUCUCUUUCCUUAAUCAGUGUUGUUUCCUAUCUGCAGGACCCGGCCUUGUGUUUAUCGUCUACCCACAAGCUGUGACCCUUCUUCCAUGGUCUCAGGCAUGGUCCAUAUGCUUCUUCGCCAUGAUUAUCUUGUUAGGGAUAGACGGACAGGUCAGUUGCAGUUAUCUUUGAGUCCCUCAAACAUAUCAUGCAAAUAACUCUUUCUGUCAACUCUGAAGUAACCAUUUUUUGUUGUUGUUAUUUUCCAGUUUGCUGGCCUUGAGAGCAUCAUGACAUCUCUUGCAGAUAUCUACCCAACCCAGAUUAGACAGGGGUGUCGUAGAGAGCUUCUUCUAUUGCUGAUAUGUGUUGUUAGCUAUUGCCUCAGCCUGUCACUAGUUUCAGAGGUGAGCUCUUUAAAGUACACAUAUUAGUAGUCACACAAAAGCACAUAAUUAUGUUUGAAAUACUUGCUGUCUAAAGGAUAAACAUCGAGUACUGGGAGUGAUUUCCAUUUUUAUUUAUUGUUGUUUCAUCUGUAGGCAGGUGCAUACAUUCUGCAGAUCUUUGACCACUAUGUGUGUAGUGGUCCCGCUCUUCUGUUGAUGGCAAUCCUGCAGUCGGUGAUUAUUGGAUGGAUAUAUGGUAAGAUAUUUUUCAGUCAGGAGUCAGUCUUUGGGAUUUUGGUACAUGCCAAAAUGUAAAAGAUUCUCCAUUUAGCAUUGAUUAUAAACACAUGAAAUGUGUAACAUAUUUAUUUAUGAAAUCACACUUUUAUGAUGUAUACUGGGUCAAGACUGCUCAAUGUUUAAGAGUCCAUCUCUGGUGAAGGUUACCAUAAAGGAAGAGCAGAAAACCAAAUAAAUCACAAAACCACGAAAAGUAUGAUUACCAAUCUCAGUAAUCAUAAAUGCUGUUGCCAUUCACUUAAUUAAAAACUGAAAUGAAGCACAAUAACUUUUACUGGGUUCACAGUUAAUAUAAUGUGGUCAAUGUGUUUGUCUCUAUUGUAGGUGCUGAACGCUUCAGUGAUAACAUAGAGGACAUGAUUGGCUACAAGCCUCUUUCCGUGUUUAAGUACUGCUGGAUGUUUGGCACCCCUGCUAUCUGCUCCGUAAGUUUUUUAGACCAUCAAAAACAAAUUAGCCAUUCAUUUAUGCUAUGUUACAAUGUUUGAUUUUUUUUUUUUGUCUGGCAAAGGGCACCCUUAUAUUUUUGCUACUACGAUACACCCCAAUGAGGUUCAACAAUUACUACGUUUAUCCCUGGUGGGCGUACUGCAUCGGCUGGUUUCUGGCCAUGUCAUCGCUUGUUCUGAUCCCAACGAUCAUGAUCUGCAAGCUGGCCAAAGGCAAAGGGAGCCUUUGGCAGGUGAAUGCUGGCUGUUGGUUGGUUUUAAAGGGAGCAUUUAAGUUUGGUAACCUAGAUUGUUUGUUGAGUAUGUGUUUUGUUUAACUGCAUGUGUGUAAUGUUAUGGCCUUUAACAGUAUCAUUACCUCUCCCCAGCGUCUGAAGCAAAGCUGUAAAGCGGCAGAUGACCUUCCACUGAUGGCAAAGGACAUGGCAAGCUUGAGUGUUCCACUUCGUGUCCGUGAUAAUGGUAAAAAUGAAAAACUGUAAUGAAUGACCUAGUCAUGCUUACAAAAGUCUCAUUGAGGCUUUUACUUGUCUAAACAAAUACUAGGGUUUACUACUUUGUAUAACUUAAUUUCCCACCCUCUCUCUCUCUGUCUGUCCUUCACACAUUGCGCAUGUCUAUAUAUAUAUAUAUAUAUAUAUAUAUAUAUGUAUAUAGAUAUACAGUAUAAAUUAUAAAUAUAUACACACACAAA